Copidosoma floridanum is the source of this 777-nucleotide messenger RNA. Its product is annotated as chymotrypsin-2. Gene Ontology annotation, molecular function: serine-type endopeptidase activity. The record is from RefSeq and is a predicted model, not a curated record. Lineage: Eukaryota; Metazoa; Arthropoda; Insecta; Hymenoptera; Encyrtidae. Gene Ontology annotation, biological process: proteolysis.
AUGAAGUCCUUCACGACAACCAUCGUAGCGGCCCUUUUGGCGAUGGCCUAUGGCGAGGUUGAGAUCAACGUCAUGAGCAGCCGCAUAGUUGGAGGCAACAUUGCUGAGAUCGGAGCUUUCCCACACCAGGUAUCCCUCCGCCGGCUGAACGGUAGGCACUUUUGCGGUGGCUCGAUCAUAAACGACCAGUGGAUCGUAACGGCGGCCCAUUGCCUGCAAAAAAUGGGUGACAGGGAUAUUACCGUCAUCACCGGGACCAACAGGCUGUCAGAGGGCGGCGUCGCUUACCGAUCCGAGAAGGUUAUCCCGCACCAAAAAUUCAGCAUGAUGUUUUUCGUGAGAAACGACAUCGGCCUCAUCAAGGUCAACCGAACCAUCGAGUUCGACGAGGUGACCAAGCCCAUUCCCCUGCCCACCACCAACAUCAAGGAGAACAAUUACCCCGCGGUCGUCUCCGGCUGGGGUCUCGUCAAGGGUGGUGGCACCUCCGCCGACCUUCCCGACGAGCUCCAGUACCUCAACACUUUCCUCCUGAGCAGGUGGGCCUGCUCGAAGAAGACCCUCUUCCCGAUGUUCAGCUCGUCAAAGAUCUGUGCCUUCACCAAACAGAACCAGGGCGUCUGCAACGGAGACUCGGGUGGUCCACUGAUGGCUGACGGCAACCUCGUCGGUGUGGUCUCGUAUGGUAUCAUGGGAUGCGCCCUUGGACUGCCGGACUUUUACACGCGCGUCUACAGUUACCUCGACUGGAUCGAAAAGACGACCAGCAGCUCGUAA